AUGUCUAGUGGGGAAAACGGGCAGUCCAAGUCGGCCCCGACCUUCCCGGACCAGGCCAUGUAUGAUACAGUCCAGCGCCUCUUCGAGGAGAACGGGUCUCUGCUGCACCGAAUACGGGCGCACCAGAAUGCGGGGAGCUCGGGGGACCUGGAACGGAGUUCAAGCUUGAUCCAGACACUGAACAAGAACAUAUUGCAGAUCGUGGGCACGUAUGAGGCGAUAUCUGAGCAGUACAUCGCAUUCAUGCAGCAGCAUGUACCCAAAGCGACCAUCCCCGCGGGCAGCUGA
Auxenochlorella protothecoides is the source of this 288-nucleotide messenger RNA. RefSeq lists its product as hypothetical. The record is from RefSeq and is a predicted model, not a curated record. Lineage: Eukaryota; Viridiplantae; Chlorophyta; Trebouxiophyceae; Chlorellales; Chlorellaceae. The transcript is spliced from 3 exons. Bases 1 to 288 code for a protein of 95 amino acids.